CGAGCAACCGCUGGAGAAAGAGCAACGUCGCCAAAAAGAAGAAGAAAGACAGCUGCAAUUCAACGGAGCUAACUUGAGUGGCAUAUAUCAAUAAACAAGAUGUCUUCUGCGAAAGGAGUGUCGAUCGGGAUCGAUCUGGGAACCACCUACUCCUGCGUGGGUGUGUUUCAGCACGGAAAGGUGGAAAUCAUCGCCAACGACCAGGGCAACAGAACCACUCCCAGCUACGUGGCCUUCACGGACACAGAGAGGCUGAUUGGAGAUGCUGCCAAGAACCAGGUGGCCAUGAACCCCAACAACACCGUCUUUGACGCUAAGCGUCUGAUCGGCAGAAAGUUCGAAGAGCCCGUGGUGCAGUCGGAUAUGAAGCAUUGGCCUUUCAAGGUGAUCAAUGACGGAGGAAAGCCCAAAGUUCAAGUGGAGUACAAAGGAGAGAGCAAAGCCUUCUAUCCGGAAGAAAUCUCCUCUAUGGUGCUGGUGAAGAUGAAGGAGAUUGCCGAGGCCUACCUUGGCCAGAAGGUGUCGAAUGCAGUCAUCACCGUCCCCGCCUACUUCAACGACUCUCAGCGGCAGGCCACCAAGGACGCCGGCGUGAUUGCCGGGCUGAACGUGCUGAGGAUCAUCAACGAGCCCACGGCGGCCGCCAUCGCCUACGGCCUGGACAAAGGCAAGAGAGGUGAGCGCAACGUCCUGAUCUUUGACCUGGGCGGGGGCACCUUUGACGUGUCCAUCCUGACUAUCGAGGACGGCAUCUUUGAGGUGAAGGCCACGGCAGGUGACACUCACCUGGGUGGGGAGGACUUUGACAAUCGCAUGGUCAAUCACUUUGUGGAGGAGUUCAAGAGGAAAUACAAGAAAGACAUCAGCCAGAACAAGAGGGCGCUGAGGAGGCUGCGCACGGCAUGCGAGAGAGCCAAGAGAACCUUGUCCUCCAGCUCCCAGGCCAGCAUCGAGAUCGAUUCUCUCUUUGAAGGCAUCGACUUCUACACUUCCAUCACCCGGGCACGCUUUGAGGAAAUGAACUCCGAUCUCUUCAGGGGUACGCUAGAGCCUGUGGAGAAGGCCCUGAGAGAUGCCAAAAUGGACAAGUCGCAGAUCCACGAUAUUGUUCUGGUGGGAGGCUCCACCCGAAUCCCUAAGAUCCAGAAACUCCUGCAGGAUUUCUUCAACGGUAGGGAACUGAACAAGAGCAUCAACCCGGACGAAGCGGUGGCCUACGGGGCGGCUGUGCAGGCCGCCAUCCUCAUGGGCGAUACUUCUGACAACGUGCAGGACCUGCUGCUGCUGGACGUGGCGCCGCUGUCACUGGGUAUCGAGACGGCGGGAGGAGUCAUGACCACCCUCAUCAAGCGCAACACAACCAUUCCGACCAAGCAGACCCAGACCUUCUCAACCUACUCCGACAACCAGCCCGGGGUCUUGAUCCAGGUGUACGAAGGAGAAAGAGCCAUGACCAAAGACAACAACCUGCUGGGCAAGUUUGAGCUUUCGGGCAUUCCUCCGGCUCCGCGCGGUGUCCCCCAGAUCGAGGUGACCUUCGACAUUGACGCAAACGGCAUUCUCAACGUGUCGGCGGUGGACAAAAGCACGGGCAAAGAGAACAAGAUCACCAUCACCAACGACAAGGGUCGGCUGAGCAAAGAGGAAAUCGAGAGGAUGGUGCAGGAGGCUGACAAGUACAAAGCCGAGGACGACCUCCAGCGAGAGAAGAUUGCUGCCAAGAACACCUUGGAGUCCUAUGCCUUCAACAUGAAGAGUAGUGUGGAGGUUGAGAAAAUGAAGGGCAAGAUCGGUGAGGAUGAGAGGAAGAAGGUCAUUGACAAGUGCAACCAGGCCAUCUCCUGGCUGGAGAACAAUCAGCUGGCCGACAAGGAGGAAUACGAACAUCAACUGAAAGAGCUGGAGAAAGUGUGUAACCCUAUCAUCACCAAGCUGUACCAGGGAGGGAUGCCAACAGGAAGCUGUGGAGAGCAGGCCCGGUCCAGUGCGGGGUCCAACGCUCAAGGACCCACCAUUGAGGAGGUGGAUUAAAGGAAGUGAAAUCAUGAACAGUCUGUCACACACUAGACUUCUUUUCUCUUGCAGAUAUAUUUGCUAAAGAUGUUUUUCCUGGUUAAAACAGUUUAUUUUUUUUCCUUUUAUUGUAACACGGUUGCUCUGGUUUUACAUUGUUGUCAGCACUUGUUAAUGGAUAUGCCUUUUCAAAAGUGUUGUCAAAUAUUAUGACACCUUUUAGUUAACAUUUGAGGGGAAACAUUUCUUAAAGUUUCCAGAUGUGUAUUUUGUAAAAAUUAAAGUGUAAAUGUUGGUCUU
Molecule: messenger RNA, 2313 nt
Organism: Megalops cyprinoides (Indo-Pacific tarpon)
Lineage: Eukaryota; Metazoa; Chordata; Actinopteri; Elopiformes; Megalopidae
Product: heat shock 70 kDa protein-like
Exons: 2
Coding region: 100-2031 (643 amino acids)
Biological process (GO): protein refolding; cellular response to unfolded protein
Cellular component (GO): cytoplasm; vesicle; blood microparticle
Molecular function (GO): ATP-dependent protein folding chaperone; ubiquitin protein ligase binding; misfolded protein binding
Source: RefSeq, a predicted model, not a curated record